Molecule: messenger RNA, 1425 nt
Organism: Protobothrops mucrosquamatus (brown spotted pit viper)
Lineage: Eukaryota; Metazoa; Chordata; Lepidosauria; Squamata; Viperidae
Gene: METTL22
Product: methyltransferase like 22
Exons: 11
Coding region: 91-1290 (399 amino acids)
Biological process (GO): protein methylation
Cellular component (GO): nucleus
Molecular function (GO): protein methyltransferase activity
Source: RefSeq, a predicted model, not a curated record
AAAUGGUGCCGCUGCGUCUCGCGUCUCUGCAGCGCGGGAGGAGAUGAUCCAGUCCCCAGCACAUCUUAGUUGGAGAAGGUGAGAGAGGCUAUGGAUGAAACAGUAUUUCGAAGUGAUACAGUACUCUCUGAUAUCCACCUCCACACUGCAAACAGAAGGCAUUUUAUGGUGAGACUGAAUGCUGUUGGCCAGCCAGUCUUUCUCUCACAGUUCAGACUCCUUUUGGACGAUAACCAGGGAGACCCUGAGAAGGAAGACGGAGGCCCAAAAGCAUCCCUUGGCUGCCAGAGCAGAAGUGAGGAAGAAUUAAUUGCAGAGGGCAGAGAUGGUGCUGAAGAUUCUCCAGACAGUCCCGAAAAGGAAGGUGACUCCUGUGGAGAAAUUAAGGCCUUGUUGGAUGACGAUGGGGACCUGCAGGUGGUCCGGAAAGCGCCCUUCCGUCCUGCAGGAGAUGAGGAUCAUACAAGGACUAAGGCCUGCCCCAUCAUCUUGACUAAGGGUGGAGAUGUCCUGGAAGAACAGGAGCAGGACGGCAACAGUUGCAAUGUUGUUAAAAUAGAGCACACCAUGGCGACACCUUUAGAAGAUGUUGGGAAGCAGGUCUGGCGAGGAGCUUUCCUGCUUGCUGAUUACAUCCUCUCGAAGCAAGAUCUGUUCAAGGGUUGCACCGUGCUGGAGCUUGGGGCAGGAAUCGGGUUUGUCAGCAUCAUUAUGGCAAAAGCUGCCAAGACCAUUUAUUCCACAGACGUUGGUGAAGACCUACUGAGCAUGUGUGAACGAAAUGUAGCCUUAAACAAGCACAUCACUGAGCCAACAGGAAGUGAAAUUAGAGUUAAAAAGCUGGAUUGGCAGCAAGACGAUUUCUGCACUGAUCCUGAGGAUUGCUUCAGCUGGUCCGAAAAAGAGAUUGCUGACCUGCAUGAUCUCACCACUGUGAUACUGGCUGCUGAUGUAUUUUAUGACGAUGACCUAACGGAUGCUUUUUUCAAAACGCUGUCCCGAAUCGUUAGCAACCUGAGGAAUGAUUGCACCAUCUUCUUCUCUAUGGAAAAGAGGUUCAACUUCACUUUAAGACAAAUGGACGUUGUGUGUGAAGCCUAUAAUCACUUCCGAAGUACUUUGGAUGAGCUGCUGAAAACCAGCGAGGGCAGGACGAAAUACAGCAUUCAGCCUAUCGAACUGUCUUUCCCGCAGCAUAUUGUUUACGAGCGAGUUCCACAACUGGAGCUGUGGAAGCUUAGUGCUCAGAAGAUCCCCGGUGGAUCCCGUCCUCAACCCCCAAGAGACUGAAGGAGGACGCAGAGGCUUCUCUCAGUGUCAGCUGACGUAUAUGACCUAAAGGAGUUUCUCAAUGAAACAAGGAAGGAGAUAGAAUUCAGGUCCCUGUCAAAAACAGAUUAAAUAUAUACGUGGCCAUUACUGUAA